This is a messenger RNA of Aureococcus anophagefferens, 378 nucleotides long. RefSeq lists its product as hypothetical. Lineage: Eukaryota; Pelagophyceae; Pelagomonadales; Pelagomonadaceae. The record is from RefSeq and is a predicted model, not a curated record. The transcript has a single exon. The annotation marks the transcript as partial.
AUGGCCGCCCUCGCCGCCGCCGCGCCGCCGCUCUCCAAGAGCCAGCAGAAGAAGGAGAAGGAGCGGCGGCAGAAGAUGCGCAAGAUGGCGGACAUGGCGGACACGAUGUACAAGGGCCGGAGAUGCUUCGUGAGCAAGAACGGCGCCGAGUCGCUCGCGACCGUCGUCAAGGUGCACCGCGACGACCCGGAGGAGAUGUACAUCACCGUCGCCGACGAGGCCGGCCGGGAGCGGCAGACGCUGCUCGCGCGCACGCGGCCGGCGACGGACGAGGAGGUCGAGGCCUACGACGACGCGGCCGAGGACCGCAGGGCCGCCGCGGACGCCGAGGCCGCGAAACGCGCAGAGGCCGAGCGGCGGAAGGCCGAGGACGCGCUC